UCCACUAGUCAUGCACAAAAUGUAUUUUAAUGUCUAUAUCAAAAGAAGAAAGUAUUUUUAAUCUUGAAGUCUUUUAAUACAAGCACUCAAAGAACAUUAUUUAUUAAGCUUAGGUUAAUCAAAACAAAUUUCUCAAUCAAAUUCUUGAUAGAAGAGAUUGAUUGAGAGAAAAAAAAAAAUCAAAAUGUGCCCUUUGAGGCUAAUUCUCAUAUUCUUGUCCGCAACACUCGCCGGAAUCUUCGUUCUCCGAAAUUUCAGAAAUCAACCUAAGAUCGAUGAUGAAGAUGAAGAUCUUGCUCCUACAAACCCUAAAAUUUCAGAUUCUUCAAAUGCUUCAUCAAAUGAAAAUUCUAAGGUUCGUGCUGUGAUAGAAUCUGGGUUUUGGACUUUUGUGGAUAUGGCUAGUGGACGUUAUCUUUGGAGGCAUAUGGUAUCAUCAUCUUCAAAGAAAUCUAGCUGAUGAUGUGUACUCGGUGAAUGCAUGUUGGGUGAUUGAUCAAUAUCAUUUUCCUAUGAUAUUGUGAUUUUUGGGUCAAUUUGCAUAUUUGUUGUAAUCUGUAUCAUAGCUGUUGUUCAUAGUAUUGUUGUUUUUGUUGUUGAUUUUGAAUUUGCAAUACAAAUAAUGAUGAUAAAUUAUGAUCUUGAUAUAUGUCAAAGUCAAACUUCUGGAGUGUGUUCUUUAACUGUUUUUGUUAUGGAUUUGAUUUGCUUCUUGUUUUCAUGUGAAGUUAUGAAUUUCAAUUUGGGGUUUUCUUGUGAA
Molecule: messenger RNA, 760 nt
Organism: Medicago truncatula (barrel medic)
Lineage: Eukaryota; Viridiplantae; Streptophyta; Magnoliopsida; Fabales; Fabaceae
Exons: 2
Coding region: 185-460 (91 amino acids)
Source: RefSeq, a predicted model, not a curated record